Protopolystoma xenopodis is the source of this 504-nucleotide messenger RNA. The record is from the annotation of a GenBank genome assembly. Lineage: Eukaryota; Metazoa; Platyhelminthes; Monogenea; Polystomatidea; Polystomatidae.
AUGGCUCGGUUUCAAAUCCAAUUUGGGGAUGCCGCUGUAGUGAAUGUUAAUGCUCCUCAGUACGUAUUUCUGAUAUCCGAUCUCGCUGGUGAGCAGCGAUUUGCCUCUACAGUUGCCAAGCGCCUUGAGUCUCUGGGCGCUUUGACGCAUGGUGAUCGGCGAGCUACAGAGACUCGUGAUCUUUCACGCUUCAACAUAGACACAAAAAUGGGCCGUGAAGCCUUAGACAUCGUAAUGCGAGCCUGCAUUAACGGUGACCCAAGCAUUGUGGAGCCGCCCUCAUAUGGCACUCAGCUGGGUGGCUCUUUGGAUGACGAUUUUGAAGGUGGAAAACCCUCAUCCAGCUUAUCCGACUCUAGCGACACUACAGCUCUUGCUCUCCGUUCAGAACACUUUUUCGCCGACGUCAAAGCCAGUCUCCAAGGUAAAAGCAUUCGCCAGGGCGUUUACGUUUAUAUUCUUAUUUCUAUUUCUACUAAUAUUACUCUUGUUGCGUCGGAGUGA